Molecule: messenger RNA, 672 nt
Organism: Triticum aestivum (bread wheat)
Lineage: Eukaryota; Viridiplantae; Streptophyta; Magnoliopsida; Poales; Poaceae
Exons: 6
Coding region: 1-672 (223 amino acids)
Source: RefSeq, a predicted model, not a curated record
AUGGGAGGUGAUUAUGUUGUCAUAUCGGUCUUACUAUGCUUUUUGUGUAUAACUUUCCACCUCGCCUUUGUUGAAUCGAUAGGCGUAGAUGUCAAUCUCCAGACGAAUGAGAAGAACACCACUCUUUUAAGACCUAAACCUUUCCAUUUUCCUUGGAGAGCUAAUAUCAUGGAUAAAGGAAGCGGCAUUAUUUCUCAUUAUGCAAUGUGGCACACAGAGCCAGGACAAUUCUACGGCCUUCGAGCUGACAUGAGUAUAUGGGCUUCACCAAAUCAAGAAACUUCUCAAGAAUCUGGAGCAUCCUUACAGAUAUAUUGUCAAGAUGGAGGAAACUACAACUUAAUUCAAGUUGGAAUUCAUAUUUCCCCCUCUUUGUACCAUAACAGAGAUAUUCGCUUCUUUACAUAUUGGACCAAGGACUUGAAAUCAAAGGGGUGCUACAACUUGCAGUGCCCAGGAUUUGUUUCUGCAAGUCGAGCUAAUCUGGUGCCUGGACAAGCCAUUGCUCCUCCAUCAAUUUAUGGCGAACAAGACCACUACAUUAGGCUUAGCCUCAACAAAGAUCCAAAUUCCGGAGAUUGGGUGGUGUACUGUCACGAUUUACAAAAGCCAUCAUUCUUGGGACAUUUUCCAAAUAAGCUUUGCCCCGGAACACGACGUAUACAAGCUUGA